AUGUCAAUGAGGCCUCCGGUACUGCAUCUCCCUCGUCAGUUGAUUAUGUCUCCUGGAGCACAGUAUCAAUUGCAGCCCCGGAGCAGCAUUCUUGCCAGCAGUCAGGUCCAAUAUCGCCUCGGUGGCCUCGUCACUUGGCACGGUGUACAGACACGAUCUGUAUCCAAAGAACUCGUCCGCCCAGUCACCGUUACAUCUACUGGUUUAAUCCACUCCCUUCCUUCAUCUGAUUCAAGCGCAACCGAGCGUCGAUACUCAAUCGAGAUUUUAUCCUCACCUACUGAGUAUGCAGUCGAUAUCAACAGUUCCUCGAUGAUGCAGUCUUCCGUGAUUCAGCUCUUAUCUAUAGAAGUGAUAGUCAAACGUCCACGAUUUCUUCUAGUGACUCCUUUUUCAGAUGACUACAUUCGAGCAUCCGGAUUGCCUGUUGGUGGACCCUAUCUCAUGGGUGUCAGUUAUCAUGAUGAACUUGGGAGGCCAUUCGAUGCAGUGGCUGAUGAUUAUCUACGUCUGAAGUUCCACCUCCAUCGAACGGAUUUUGUUGAAGUUCAACCGAUCUAUACUUUCGGCUCAAGUGAUCUGAUACAUUCCAAUCUCGGGCGGCAGCAUCAUAGCUCACUUUUGUAUUUCAUGGUUCUCCCUCUCACUUCUCGCUUUGGGUCUUCCAGUGGUAUCCGGCCCCAUGCGUUGCUGCGUCUGCUUCCUCUGGAACACCCUACUGAUUUUGCACCAACCUAUCUGAGUGUCAUUCACGGAGGUGAGCUGGACAUUUUGCCGUCAUCUCUUCUCACGGUGGCGCAGUGGAUACGUCUUCCGAGUUCCGAGGGCGUUUGGUCGAGCAGCAAUCCCGAUGUACUCUGGGUGGAUAACAAUGAGCGCCUUGCACUGGCUCGGCAUGAUGGACCAGUCCAUUUGACAUACUCAUUGGGUGGGGGCAUCGUGGCAAACGAAAGCAACGACGUAUCCGACAUUAAUAGUCGGCCAACCUACACGCUAAGUAUGACAAUUAUCCCUUUGACUCCCAUCUGCUCUGAUGGCAGAUCUACUGAGCUGGUUUAUGUUACUUUGGAUGAGAAAGGUGCAAGCACUGCGGUGCAUGGGUCUAUCAUACUACCUGUCGUGUCUUCGGUCUCCGGGGAUUGUUCAACGCCUACCACUCUGCAGUUUAAUGUGAAGUUUUGUGCGCCCCACAGGUUCGCACCGGAUGUUAAUCGCAAUAGUGACCAGUUCUCAACCCUGUCGGAACGUGCGAAACAGAUCCUCUCUUCCGCGGCCCCUCUUCAAUGUGCGAUUCGCUUAAUCACUACGAGCCCACAACAGAAUUUGCCACGCACUCUCGUAUCGUCCCAAAUUGGUUAAGUGUACUGUUGCUUUGGAACCAAACUGCUUCACUGGAAUCUGAAGAGCGCGCCACG
Messenger RNA from Dicrocoelium dendriticum, 1415 nucleotides. The record is from the annotation of a GenBank genome assembly. Lineage: Eukaryota; Metazoa; Platyhelminthes; Trematoda; Plagiorchiida; Dicrocoeliidae.